This is a messenger RNA of Nilaparvata lugens (brown planthopper), 12213 nucleotides long. RefSeq names its product dynein heavy chain 7, axonemal (gene Dhc36C). Gene Ontology annotation, cellular component: dynein complex. Gene Ontology annotation, biological process: microtubule-based movement. NCBI's taxonomy places the organism in Eukaryota, Metazoa, Arthropoda, Insecta, Hemiptera, Delphacidae. Gene Ontology annotation, molecular function: ATP binding; ATP hydrolysis activity; dynein light intermediate chain binding. Bases 72 to 11942 code for a protein of 3956 amino acids. The transcript is spliced from 69 exons. The record is from RefSeq and is a predicted model, not a curated record.
AAUAUUUCUGCAAUGGGAAGGUAAUCUGGUGCACUCAACGAUAAAUCUCAUUACACUCAAAGUUGGACAGUAUGAAACGAACAAGGGAGUCUUCGAAGAAAGGGCGCAAAUCGCUGGAAAGCGAUGAAAACGACUUUGGGUUGCCGGGGCGCAAAUCGUUCCCCGAGGAUCUGUUCACACUGCCCAGUGAACUGAUUGCGCUCACUGCCAAACGACGCCGAGAUACGUCCAUUGCAUCGGCUAGGCAAAGCCGAGCCUCGUCUACGAGCAAAGCCAUGAUGUACACAAAGCUAAGAAAUGAGAGAGAGGAGUUCAGAAAACGGCUGGUGAAGCUGAUAAUGAGGAAAGAUGAGGACAGUCAGACUCACGAUGGAUCGCUGCCCACCCCUGAAGAGAAGGAAAUCAUGCGCUACUACUAUUACAUUCGGCAUGGUAUUGAUACGGUGCAUGUGGCGCCCAUUGAGAAGGCAUGGUUGGACAACAUACAGAAUUUGAUUCCGGCCAAGUUGAAAGUGAAGCACUCUCAGUACACUGAGAAGCUUAUGAUGGAGGUCAAGGAAGAAUGCAUGCUGAGUGUGAAAAAGGCGAUCGUUGAUUUUGUGCUGAAAGAUCCAAGUGAUCCAAUAGCAAGAGUGACAGCUCCCGAAACCAAGGAGAGAGCCGAAGUCAAGAAACUGCCAGACUCGCUCAAGAACUCUUUCCUGUUGUCGAAAAAGUUCCUGUUGAGGAAUCUGCACGCGGUAAAUCCGUUACUGGGACAAAUACUCGAUCUUUGGCACAAGUCCUACAGUGAUCUGAGACUCAUGCCAGAUAUAAAAAGUACAGAAAGUGCUCUCGAUCUGCACAACUUCAAGAAAAAAGUGCAACUUCAUAUUUCCGGUGUCCUGAAAAAGCUCAACGGUGAAUGGUAUCCUGAGAUUCAACAUCUUUUUACUGUGGGGAGCCGAAAGAAGCAAAUACCUCCUUCCACUUUGAAAAAGAAGCUGAAAAGUUUCUACAAUUGUGUGGCGGCCAUAAUGACAUUCCAAUUGCAGUCAUUGUGCUACAACUCAAUUGUGGAUUACACCAACUUUUUAAUUGACAUAGGGAUGAGCAACCCAGGCUUUAUAAUCAUGGUAAUGCAGAGAAAUAAGGUGAUCCAAUUUGAGCCGAAUUUCAACCGAUUCAAGGAAAUUCUGCUUCUCGUGUAUGACAUGAUGAUAGAAGCUGUUCUGACGUUGCCACGGUUGGAAUCAAAGCUGACACAUUUGGAUGUUGAACAGGAUACCAAACUACAGCCUCUUAAGCCUGUCAUUCUACCAGAAAUCGUUGACGAGUGCAGGAAGCAAGUGGAGGACACUUUGAAUGAUCAAAGAAUCGGACCUGAAUUGAGAGUUCAAGACUUCGACGAGUUUAUUCAUCUUAUCAAUGGAGAGGCACAAGAAAGUCUGGACGCAUUCUUGUCGGAGGAGCAUUCGUUCGAUGAGUACAAGGAGCGGGUGGCCUGUUUUGACUCGUUGGCCAAGACCAUAGAGAUCCAGCUGGAGCAUGUGGUGACGAUGGGCAUGUUCGAGAUCCACCGCGAGGACUUCAUCGCCACCAUGGUCAACCAGGCUGUCAACCUCAGGGAGCAGCUGAUCAUGCGCCUCACCAAGGACUACCAGGCUCUCUGUAAACAACUGGGCGAAGAUUACCAGGCGAUAUCUGACCGCGCGCUGACUGUGCCCGGAAACACGUCGGAACUGAUGGUGCUGAUGGAGUUCGUGCGCAAAGUGGAGACUGUGACCGUGUUCGAAAUGGAGGAUCGACUGAGGGAAGUGAUGAACUACAUCCUGUUUCUGUCCGACUACACCAUCAUAUCCGCCAUCGAAAUGAAGCAGAACUGCCUCACCUUCCUCUGGUACAACCGGAUGAGUCAGAUCCUCGAAGAGAAUAGGCAGCUCGUCGAACAGAAAACUCUGGAUUAUCAGAACAGUCUCAAGGAAAGCAUUGAACAAUUCAAAGAAGAGUUGGUGCAGUAUAUGGCGCAGACUGAGGAGCUCUACACCUACGGCGAUAUAAACGAGCUGCCAAAGUAUCUGAAGAAAGCACAGAUGCUGGACAGCAAGCUAGAUGCGGCAGUGGCCAAAAUUGACUUGUUCAAUCAGGAGGAAAAGGCUUAUGGAUGGGAAGAGUCGUAUUUCCCAAUGAGAAAACAGAUUUCCGAUAAACUAGCUCCUUUCAAGAAGUUGUACGACAACGCAGCCGAAUUCAAAGAGAAGCAUGAUUCGUGGACAACCAGCCGGGUGGGAACACAUGACCCCGAGGAAAUUGACACUGAGACUCAGGCCUUCUACAGGAAUAUCUACAAGCUGGAGAAGCAGUUUGCUGACUAUCCCGAGCCGAGGAAUCUGGCCUCCAAUGUGCGCCAACAAGUGGAGGACUUCAAGGCGCACAUGCCGAUCAUAAUGACGCUGGGCAACCCGGGCAUGAAGGACCGCCACUGGGAGUUGAUCUCGGAGAUAGUCGGCUUCCCGGUGCGCGCCGACGCAGAGCUGACACUCGCCAAGAUCAUCGACCUCGGCCUCGAGGAGUACAUCCCCAAGUUCGAGGUGAUCAGCGACUCGGCCACCAAGGAGAACAACCUCGAGAGAGCCCUCAACAAAAUGAUGAGCGAGUGGAAAGACAUGGAGUUCACCUUUCAUCCUUAUAGAGAUAGCGGCACUUUUAUAUUGUCAGGAGUAGACGAUAUACAGCUUCUUCUUGAUGAUCAUAUUGUGAAAACACAGACCAUGAAGAAUUCACCAUACAUUAAACCAUUCGAAGCAAUUAUACUAUCUUGGGAGCAAAAGUUGAUUCUGUUGCAAGAGAUUCUGGAUGAAUGGCUGAAAGUUCAAAGCACUUGGAUGUAUUUGGAGCCAAUCUUUUCCUCUCCGGAUAUUCAGCAACAAAUGCCUGAAGAAGGUCGCAGGUUUAGUGCGGUUGACAAGGUUUGGCGCGAUAUAAUGAAAACAGCAAUCCAGGACGCCCAUGUUCUGAUUGUAAUUGAAAUUGAGAAGAUGCUCGAACGACUGAAAAAGUGCAACAAUUUACUCGAAAUGAUACAGAGAGGUCUGAACGAGUACCUGGAGAAAAAGAGACUCUAUUUUCCAAGAUUCUUCUUUCUGUCCAAUGAUGAAUUGCUUGAAAUACUUUCCGAAACCAAGGAUCCGACUCGUGUUCAGCCGCAUUUGAAGAAGUGUUUCGAGGGAAUCGCCAAGCUGAAUUUCACGGAAGACCUGGAGAUUACAGCGAUGCGCUCCAGUGAAGGCGAAGUGGUUCAGUUGGUCAACGUCAUUUCUACGGCGGCCGCCAGGGGGCAGGUCGAAAAAUGGCUGCUCAUCCUCGAAAAAGCCAUGAAGAAAAGUAUCUACCAGACGGUUGCUGAUGCAAUGGAGGCAUACCCGUGCACAGAGCGAGACAGAUGGGUGAUGGACUGGCCGGGUCAGACUGUGUUGUGUGUGUCGAGCACAUUUUGGACAUCGGAAGUGCACGCAGCCAUCAGCAGCUCAGCGGGCGGAGCGGGGCUGACUAACUAUCUGCAAGUCUGCAACACACAGAUCGACAAGAUCAUUCUGUUGGUGCGCGGCAAACUGUCCACGCAGAUACGGAUCACACUGGGAGCCCUGGUUGUAAUAGACGUUCACGCAAGAGAUGUUGUGCAAGGACUUAUCGAUAAGAAUGUGAUAGUUGAUGACGAUUUCCAGUGGCUAUGUCAGCUACGUUAUUAUUGGGAGGAAGAAAUAAUGGUAACGAGGAUGAUCAACUCGUCACUGAACUAUGGUUAUGAGUACUUGGGAAAUUCGCCGCGUUUAGUAAUCACUCCCCUCACUGAUCGAUGCUACCGAACCUUAUUUGGUGCCCUCCAUCUUCAUCUUGGCGGUGCACCGGAGGGUCCAGCUGGUACAGGUAAAACAGAAACCACCAAAGAUUUAGCCAAAGCGGUUGCCAAGCAAUGUGUCGUAUUCAACUGUUCUGAUGGCUUGGACUACAUAGCUCUCGGAAAGUUCUUCAAGGGCCUGGCGUCGUGCGGUGCAUGGGCCUGUUUUGACGAGUUCAACCGCAUAGAUCUGGAGGUGUUGUCAGUUGUGGCCCAACAGAUCCUCACCAUACAGCGAGGCAUCAACUCGGGCAAUCCGAAGCUGAUGUUUGAGGGCACCGAACUGACACUGGAUCGCACCUGUGCUGUCUUCAUCACUAUGAACCCGGGAUAUGCGGGCCGCUCUGAACUGCCUGACAAUCUUAAGGCUCUAUUCAGAAGCGUGGCUAUGAUGGUGCCUGACUAUGCGCUGAUUUCGGAGAUAGUUCUGUACUCGUGUGGCUUCAUCAGGGCGCGACCGCUGGCCGUAAAAAUAGUCGCCACCUACAAGCUAUGUUCAGAGCAACUGUCCUCUCAAAAUCAUUACGAUUAUGGUAUGAGGGCUGUGAAGUCAGUACUGACGGCAGCUGGUAAUUUGAAAUUGAAGUAUCCGGAAGAAAGUGAGGACAUUCUGAUGCUGCGAUCAAUAAAGGAUGUCAAUCUUCCCAAGUUCUUGAAUCAUGAUUUGCCUCUCUUCCAUGGCAUAACUUCGGACCUUUUUCCAGGCGUGGUGCUGCCCUCUCCCGACUACACAGUGCUGAACGCAGCCGUGACAGAGGCAUGCGAAGCGGCCAACGUUCAGUGCGAGCCUUUCUUCCUGGAGAAGAUCCAGCAGAUCUACGAGAUGAUGAUUGUGCGCCACGGGUUCAUGAUUGUUGGGCUGCCGUUCGGAGGCAAGACAACCGCCUACCGUAUGCUGGCUGAUGCGCUGGCUAUCAUUGAGGAGAAGGGAGAAAUGGAUGAACAUAAGGUGCAAACGACUAUUAUCAAUCCCAAGUCCAUCACAAUGGGUCAACUGUACGGCCAGUUUGAUCCGGUUUCCCAUGAAUGGUCCGAUGGAAUACUGGCUGUCAGUUAUCGCCAGUUCGCUAUGUCUCAGAAUAACGACAGAAAAUGGCUGAUCUUCGAUGGUCCGGUUGACGCGGUGUGGAUUGAGAACAUGAACACAGUACUGGACGACAACAAAAAGCUUUGCCUGAUGUCUGGUGAAAUAAUACAGCUGGCGCCCACCACAAACCUCAUCUUCGAGACAAUGGACCUCGAUGUCGCUUCUCCUGCCACAGUCUCAAGAUGCGGAAUGAUCUACAUGGAGCCAGCUUCUCUCGGGUGGCACUGCUUGCUCGAGUCUUGGAUCAAUGGUCUCCCCGAAGCAAUACCUCACCAGAAACGACAGAUUAUUAAAAAUCUGUUUAUUAGAUUUUGUCCUCCCAUUUUCUUCUUUCUCCGCAGAUCUACUUUUGCUAGAGAAAUAUUUCCAACGUCUGAUUCAAAUUUGAUUCGAAGUUUGAUGGCUCUUUAUGAUAGCUUUUUGGAUGACUAUCACGAUGAAAAAAUAGUGAAUGCUAUGCCUGAGUUGGAUGUGCGUGCUCAGUUUGAGGGAAUCUUCUUCUUCUCGUGCAUCUGGUCACUAGGAGGCGCCCUGGACAGCAGAAGCAGAGAGCAGUUCAGUGUUCUGUUUAGAGCGUUGAUGGACAAGGAGUUUCCUCAGUCGGUGGCCGCUGACUUUGGCCUGCCAGAGGAGUUCUGCAAGGGUCCUUCCAAGCCCUACAUCUUCACCAUUCCCGAUCAGCUCACUGUUUUCGACUAUCGGUAUACCAGAGAGGGAAAAGGCAAAUGGAAGCCAUGGGCUGACGAGCUGGGUUCUGUGGCUCCUAUACCCAGAGACAUACCAGUGAAUCAGAUCAUAGUGGCGACUGUGGAAACUAUACGCACUAUGGCGCUCCUGUCACUGCUUGUCACUCAUCAGAAGCCUCUCAUGCUGGUUGGGCCCACUGGAACCGGAAAGUCGGCUUACACAACGGAAUAUUUGUUGAAGAAAGUUGACACGGGGACUUACCAGCCAUUGUUCAUAAAUUUCUCUGCACAGACAUCCGCCAAUCAAACGCAGGAUAUCAUCAUGAGCAAACUGGAUAAGAGGAGGAAAGGAAUCUACGGGCCUCCCCUGGGCAAGAAGUGUGUUGUGUUUGUGGAUGACGUGAGUAUGCCUCUGAAAGAGAUCUACGGAGCGCAGCCACCCAUUGAGAUCCUGCGUCAGUGGCUCGAUCACCAGACUUGGUACGACCGCAAGGACGUGGUUCCUAUGAAACUGGUUGACGUACAGAUGGUGUGCGCCAUGGGCCCGCCCAGCAGCGGCAACACGGUGACGCCCCGCUUCAGCCGCCACUUCAACUGUGUCGUCAUCAACGAGUUCCCCGAUGACGUCAUGGUCACCAUCUUCAGCAAGAUUAUGCUCUGGCAUCUGGACACGCGCGGCUUCAGCAAGGAGUUCGACCCGUGCAUCGAUCAGAUGGUGUUUGCCACCCUCUUCAUUUACAAGCAGAGUUUGGCCAAUCUGUUGCCCACACCAUCCAAGUCUCACUACCUGUUUAAUCUCAGGGAUUUCGCUAGGGUCAUACAAGGUGUGCUGCUGUCAGUGCCGGAAGCAAUGGAGGAUCUGAUGUCGAUGAAGCGACUGUGGGUGCACGAGAUACUGCGCGUCUACUAUGAUAGGCUGGUUGAUGACGAGGACAGAAAAUGGCUGAUCACCAUGCUGCACCGUGUCUGCCACGAGUACCUCGACGAAGACAUCAAUAGAAUGUUCGAGCAUCUCGUACAGGAGAAGGAGAAUCCUGAGGGAUUGGUUGGAGAAACGGAACUUCGUCGCUUGAUCUACUGUGACUUCGCCAAUCCAAAAGCAGACACUCGGAAUUAUAUUGAAGUAACUGAUCAUCAGAACCUGACCAACAUUGUUGAAGGCUACUUGAACGAGUACAACAACAUGAGCAAGAAACCAAUGAAUCUGGUUCUAUUCAGAUUUGCAAUAGAGCAUCUUUCUCGCAUCUGUCGUAUACUGAAGCAACCGCGAAGUCACGCCCUAUUGGUGGGGGUGGGGGGAUCAGGGCGACAGUCUCUCACCCGAUUGGCUGCUCAUAUUUCGGAGUACGACCUUUUUCAGGUUGAAAUAAGCAAACAAUAUGGAAUGUAUGAGUGGCACGAAGAUAUCAAAGGAAUUCUAAGAAAGGCUAGUGCCAGUGAUCUGAAUGUUGUGUUUCUGUUUACUGAUUCUCAGCGUCAACAUCAUUUUCCUGAUGGUCAAACCGACGGUAGUCCUGUUGCGCUUUUCAAUUUUUUCCUGCAAAUAGUGAGAGAGCAGAUGCACGUGGUCCUCGCUUUCAGUCCGAUCGGCGAUGGCUUCCGAAAUCGCAUUCGAAAGUUCCCUGCUUUGGUCAACUGUUGCACUAUAGAUUGGUUCCAGCCUUGGCCGUCCGAUGCUCUUCUGGCAGUUUCAAAGAAGUUUUUGGCAGACGUUGAGUUGACGGAGCAGGAGCGAACAGCAAGCAUAGACAUGUGCCAGGAGUUCCACUCCUCCACGAUACGGCUGGCCGAUGAGUUCUACACUCGACUGCAGCGCAAGGUCUACAUCACACCCACCUCGUAUUUAGAGCUCAUCAACACCUUCAAGGACCUGCUUAACAAACAGAGAAUGGAUGUGAUGAACGGCAAGAAGCGCUAUGAAGUGGGGUUGGAUAAGCUGAACAAGGCUGCUUCGGAGGUGUCAGUGAUGCAGGACGAUCUGCAGAAAUUGCAGCCGGCUCUGCAAGUGGCCGCACAAAAUGUCAAGGACAUCCUUGUCAAAGUUGAAGAGGAGUCUGCUGAUGUGGCAAAAGUGGAAGAAAUAGUGAAAGCAGACGAGGAGGUGGCCAACGAACAAGCCCAGGCUGCACAGGCGAUCAAGGACGAUUGUGACGCGAACUUGGCAGAAGCGCUGCCCAUACUUGAGGCAGCCGAACGCGCCUUAAACACGUUGACUCCCAGCGACAUAGCCAUGGUGAAAGCCAUGAAAAAUCCUCCCAAAGGGGUCAAACUGGUCAUGGAAGCUGUGUGCACGUUGAAGGAUAUCAAACCAGAUCGCAUUCCCGAUCCUCAAGGCAGCGGAAAAAUGAUUGAAGACUACUGGGGUCCAUCUAAAAGGAUUCUUGGUGAUAUUCAAUUCCUCAACAGCUUGAAAUUCUUCGAUAAAGACAAUAUACCUCCAAAAAUUAUGAAGAUACUUCAAGAGAAGUACCUCAACAAUGAAGAGUUUGAUCCUGAAAAAAUCAAAACAGCUUCAAAUGCUGCCGAAGGUCUGUGCAAGUGGAUAAUAGCGAUCUCGAAGUACGACGCGGUGGCGCGGGUGGUGGCUCCGAAGAAGGUGGCCCUGGCGGCGGCCGAGGCACAGUAUGCCGAAUGCAUGGCGCAACUUGAAGUGAAGCGUGCCCAACUUCGCGAAGUCCAGGCCAAGCUCGCAAAGUUGCAAGAGACGCUCGACCAGAACAACAAACGCUUUCAGGAUCUACAAGAUGACGUUGACCUGUGCACGAAGAAACUGCAGAGAGCGGAAGAGUUGAUCAGUGGACUGGGGGGUGAGAGAACACGAUGGAGUGCCACUGCUAAACAGCUCGGAGAGAGAUAUGGGCUGCUAACCGGUGAUAUCCUGAUUGCAUCAGGAGUCGUGUCGUACUUGGGUCCGUUUACGAUGCAGUUCAGACACGAGCAGACCAGCAAGUGGUUGGAACAGCUGAGUGGUUACAACAUUUUCUGCUCCAAAGACUUCCAGCUGUCACAGAUACUCGGCCAGCCUGUCGAGAUUCGAGCCUGGAACAUUUUCGGCUUGCCAACGGACUCGUUUUCUGUUGACAAUGGUAUUAUUGUCAAGAACGCUCGAAGAUAUCCUCUGAUGAUAGAUCCACAAGGCCAAGCAAACAAAUGGGUAAAAAAUAUGGAGAAAGCCAACAGUUUGCAUGUUAUUCGAAUGACCAAUGCCGACUAUGUUCGCACGCUUGAAACUUCUAUUCAGUUUGGCUUACCGGUACUUUUGGAGAAUGUUGGCGAAGAAUUGGACGCCCUCUUGGAGCCUCUACUCAUGAAACAAACUUUCAAAACAGGAGGUGCAAUUUGUGUCAAACUUGGGGAUGCAGUUGUUGAGUUUAAUCCAAAAUUCAGGUUUUAUAUAACAACGAAGUUGAGGAAUCCCCACUACCUACCAGAGAUAGCAGUUAAAGUAACGCUCUUGAACUUCAUGAUAACUCCAGUCGGGUUGGAGGACCAACUAUUGGGCAUAGUCGUUGCUAAGGACAGACCUGAUUUGGAGGCCGAGAAAAAUAAUUUGAUUGUUCAAGGUGCUGAAAAUAAGAGGAUGUUGAAAGAGAUCGAAGAUAAAAUUCUGGAGAUCCUGUCAACGUCAGAGGGGAAUAUAUUGGAGGACGAGGAGGGUGUCAAUGUGUUGAGCUCUUCUAAAAUCCUGGCCAAUGAGAUCAACGAGAAGCAGGCAGCUGCUGAAAUCACCGAGAAGUCGAUUGAUGUUAUCAGACACGCCUAUGUGCCAAUUGCAGUGCAUUCUACCAUCUUGUUCUUCAGCAUAACUAACUUGGCAAAUAUUGAUCCGAUGUACCAAUAUUCACUGGUGUGGUUUGUGAAUCUAUUUAAGGCUGCUAUUGAAAAUACAGAGAAGCAUGACAAAAUCCCGGAAAGAGUGAAAAUCCUGGCAGAUUACUUCACGUACUCUCUCUUUAUCAAUAUCUGCCGCAGUCUAUUUGAAAAGGACAAACUGCUGUUUGCACUGUUGCUGUCUGUAAACCUGCAGUCGCACGAGGGUGCCAUCGACCACGAGGAGUGGAUGUUCCUGCUGACGGGAGGGGUGGGUCUGGACAACCCCCAUCCCAACCCUACAACCUGGCUGCCCUCCUCAUCUUGGGACGAACUGUGUCGGCUCGACCAUUUGCCUAACUUUACGGGUAUUAAGGAACACUUUAUCAGCAACAUAUCGGCGUGGAAAGAGAUAUUUGACUCAGUAGAGCCCCACAAAGCUGUCUACCCAUCGCCCUGGAAUGACAAACUCUCCUUGUUUCAAAAAGCUGCCCUGCUACGUUGCAUUCGCAAUGACAAGAUCAUACCGGGCAUUCAGAUGUAUGUUGAAGAUCAAAUCGGAAAGCGGUUCAUCGAGCCACCUCCUUUCAACCUUGCUGCUUCGUUUGCCGAUUCCCAGUCGACGGUGCCCCUCAUUUUCAUUCUCACUCCAGGUGCAGAUCCCACGGCUUUGCUUCUGAAAUUCGCUGAUGACCAGGGUUUUGGAGGGUCACGGAUCAACGCUCUGUCUCUGGGUCAGGGCCAGGGUCCCAUAGCUGUCAGACUGAUCGAUGAGGCCACUAAGAAUGGAUCCUGGGUUGUGCUUCAAAAUUGUCAUUUGGCUAAAAGUUGGAUGCCAGCUUUGGAAAGUAUUUGUGAGAGCUUUUCAGCUGACGAGUUACACCCUGACUUCAGAUUGUGGCUAACCUCUUAUCCUGCGGAACAUUUUCCGGUUUUUGUUCUACAAAACGGUGUCAAAAUGACUAACGAGCCACCCAAAGGCCUGAAAGCUAACAUUCAAAGAUCCCUGAUGAGCGACCCCAUUUCAGAGCCAGAGUUCUACAGUGGAUGCAAUCAGGGCGACAACUUUAAGAAGUUGUUGUUUGGUCUGUGCUUCUUCCAUGCCUUGAUCCAGGAGCGACGGAAGUUCGGGCCGCUCGGUUGGAACAUUCCCUACGAGUUCAACGAAACCGAUCUGAGGAUCAGUGUUCAGCAGCUGCAGAUGUUCCUCAAUCAGUAUGAGCCGCAUAAUGGACCAGAGGAUGUUCAAUACGAAGCUCUCCGCUACCUGACUGGUGAGUGCAACUACGGAGGCAGAGUGACAGAUGACUGGGACAGGCGAACACUCACAACUAUCCUCAAAAAGUUCUACUGCCCUGAAAUUCUGGGAUCGGAACGGUUCUACUUUGACGCUUCAGAGAAAUAUUGUGUUCCUGAGAAUUUGGAGCACGAGGCUUUCUUGAGCUAUGUACAGAGUCUGCCACUAAUCACGCACCCUGGUGUUUUCGGCAUGAAUGAAAACGCAGACAUAAUGAAAGAUCAGCACGAGGCAUCUCUUCUGCUGACCAGCACACUUAUAACUCAGGAUCGCACGGAUAUGUGGCAGAAGAAACAACUAGAGGAUGCAGCUUCGUCGGGAGGAACAGCCCACGAUUUGGACAAAGUUGUCUACCAUAUAGCGGUAGACAUUUUGCGAAAACUGCCGGAAAACUUCGACACUGUGACCGCUCUGGAAAAAUACCCGACUCAAUACGAACAGUCGAUGAAUACGGUGUUGGUGCAGGAGAUGGGCCGAUUUAAUGACUUGCUUACCACUGUUCGCAAGAGUCUUAUCACUCUUCAAAAAGCAAUAAAAGGUCUGGUUGUGAUGUCUUUCGACCUGGAAGAGGUUUUCAAGAGCAUGGCGACCGGUCGUAUUCCAAUAAUGUGGGCGAAAAAGUCGUAUCCCUCUCUGAAGCCGCUUGGCAGCUACGUGCAUGACUUCCUUUCUAGACUUGAAUUCCUACAGAAAUGGUAUGACGAUGGACCGCCUCCAAUCUUUUGGCUGUCUGGAUUCUAUUUCACGCAAGCGUUUCUGACUGGAGCUCAGCAAAACUUCGCUAGAAAGUACAAAAUUCCAAUUGAUUUGCUGUCAUUCGACUUCAUGAUACUUCCUGACUCUACUACAAGCCUGGAUGAACCACCAGAGGAUGGUGUCUAUGUGAAUGGUCUGUUCUUGGAUGGAGCCCGCUGGAAUCACGAAACACAGUUGCUUGAUGAGUCCUUUCCCAGGGUUCUAUACGAUAACAUGCCAAUAAUAUGGUUGAAACCGAUGCGGAAAGAGGAGCUGGAGCAGGGCUUGCGCUACCUGUGCCCCGUCUACAAGACAUCGGAGAGACGAGGCGUGUUGUCCACCACGGGUCACUCCACCAACUUUGUCAUAGCCAUGCUCAUGCCAUCCGAUAAGCCUCAAGAGCACUGGGUGAUGCGGGGUCUCGCUCUAUUGUGUCAGCUGUCGCAUUGAUGAACCUUAUAUUACCACCGCCCAUGUCAAGAUAAUAUUCGGUUACGAUUCAGACUGUGAGUGUGAUGAAUUUGAUCGUGCCAUGAAAUAUUUUGAGUGAAAGACAGUAAUGCGGUAAACUGGUAAACUGUAUCCUGCUGUGAUAAUUUGUCUGCUGUUUCCUCUGGAAUUAUAUUUCAUAAUAAUGUGCAGAACUAUCUUGUGAACCUGUGAUAUAGGUUUAUUGUCUUUCUCAAAACUAAAUUAUAUCUGAGUUAUUUUCAUCUAGUAA